AUGUGGAUGGCACCCCAGGAACCACUCCGGACGGAGGUGGAAACACCAAAUGGUAAUCUACUUGAUGUCACCAGGGCAGGUGCCAACAACAAUCCCAGACAGGCACUCCAGGUGAGGGAGAAGCUGACCACCUACUUCUCAUCGCCAGCAGGUGAAGUCCCUUGGCAGCAUGCAGUGGAGUGAAACGGCUCUUUUAAGAGCCCCCCUACAAAAAGGUUAUUUUAAGAACCACCCACCGUUGUCAAUAAAAUAGCAUUUUUUUUUCAUGUCUCUUUUUCUCUCUUAAUUUUUAAGUAUUGCUGUAAAAACUAAUUUCACUGAUAUAGGAAUAGAUUAACUACAGUGGGGGAAAAAAGUAUUUAGUCAGCCACCAAUUGUGCAAGUUCUCCCACUUCAAAAGAUGAGAGAGGCCUGUAAUUUUCAUCAUAGGUACACGUCAACUAUGACAGACAAAAUUAGAAGAAAAAAAAUCCAGAAAAUCACAUUGUAGGAUUUUUUAUGAAUUUAUUUGCAAAUUAUGGUGGAAAAUAAGUAUUUGGUCAAUAACAAACGUUUCUCAAUACUUUGUUAUAUACCCUUUGUUGGCAAUGACACAGGUCAAACGUUUUCUGUAAGACUUCACAAGGUUUUCACACACUGUUGCUGGUAUUUUGGCCCAUUCCUCCAUGCAGAUCUCCUCUAGAGCUUUGGUGCUGUCGCUGGGCAACAUGGACUUUCAACUCCCUCCAAAGAUUUUCUAUGGGGUUGAGAUCUGGAGACUGGCUAGGCCACUCCAGGACCUUGAAAUGCUUCUUACGAAGCCACUCCUUCGUUGCCCGGGCGGUGUGUUUGGGAUCAUUGUCAUGCUGAAAGACCCAGCCACGUUUCAUCUUCAAUGCCCUUGCUGAUGGAAGGAGGUUUUCACUCAAAAUCUCACGAUACAUGGCCCCAUUCAUUCUUUCCUUUACACGGAUCAGUCGUCCUGGUCCCUUUGCAGAAAAACAGCCUCAAAGCAUGAUGUUUCCACCCCCAUGAUUCACAGUAGGUAUGGUGUUCUUUGGAUGCAACUCAGCAUUCAUUGUCCUCCAAACACGACGAGUUGAGUUUUUACUAAAAAGUUCUAUUUUGGUUUCAUCUGACCAUAUGACAUUCUCCCAAUCCUCUUCUGGAUCAUCCAAAUGCACUCUAGCAAACUUCAGACGGGCCUGGACAUGUACUGGCUUAAGCAGGGGGACACGUCUGGCACUGCAGGAUUUGAGUCCCUGGCGGCGUAGUGUGUUACUGAUGGUAGGCUUUGUUACUUUGGUCCCAGCUCUCUGCAGGUCAUUCACUAGGUCCCCCCGUGUGGUUCUGGGAUUUUUGCUCACCGUUCUUGUGAUCAUUUUGACCCCACGGGGUGAGAUCUUGCGUGGAGCCCCAGAUCGAGGGAGAUUAUCAGUGGUCUUGUAUGUCUUCCAUUUCCUAAUAAUUGCUCCCACAGUUGAUUUCUUCAAACCAAGCUGCUUACCUAUUGCAGAUUCAGUCUUCCCAGCCUGGUGCAGGUCUACAAUUUUGUUUCUGGUGUCCUUUGACAGCUCUUUGGUCUUGGCCAUAGUGGAGUUUGGAGUGUGACUGUUUGAGGUUGUGGACAGGUGUCUUUUAUACUGAUAACAAGUUCAAACAGGUGCCAUUAAUACAGGUAAUGAGAGGUCUGUGAGAGCCAGAAAUCUUGCUUGUUUGUAGGUGACCACCAUAAUUUGCAAAUAAAUUCAUUAAAAAUCCUACAAUGUGAUUUUCUGGAUUAUUUUUUCUCAAUUUGUCUGUCAUAGUUAACGUGUACCUAUGAUGAAAAUUACAAGCCUCUCUCAUAUUUUUAAGUGGGAGAACUUGCACAAUUGGUGGCUGACUAAAUACUUUUUUCCCCCACUGUACAUAGGCCUGAACAGAAUACACCAUUCAUUUUGAAUGGGAACCCCUUCCCUCUCCCAUCACCAUUAGUAUUAUGCACACUUGCAUGGUAUAUCAGGUGAGCAGAAUCUCUGUUUAAAUCAAGGUUAUGAGGACAUAUGGUUAGUAUGAUUACAUUUACAUUUACGUCAUUUAGCAGACGCUCUUAUCCAGAGCGACUUACAAAUUGGUGCAUUCACCUUAUAGCCAUUUUUUUUGGGGGGGGGGGGUUAAGGGGGGGGCGGUAGAAGGAUUACUUUAUCCUAUCCCAGGUAUUCCUUAAAGAGGUGGGGUUUCAAGUGUCUCCGGAAGGUGGUGAGUGACUCCGUCGUCCUGGCGUCGUGAGGGAGCUUGUUCCACCAUUGGGGUGCCAGAGCAGCGAACAGUUUUGACUGGGCUGAGCGGGAACUGUGCUUCCGCAGAGGUAGGGGGGCCAGCAGGCCAGAGGUGGAUGAACGCAAUGCCCUCGUUUGGGUGUAGGGACUUUGGGUGUUUACGUUGUCCAAUAACAAUUGGACAACGUAAACUAGGGCCAACGUAAACUAGUGCAGUUUCCCCAUCACCUUCACUGGUCUGACAACAAAAUGCAGGUGGGAAAAAAAACAAAUUAGGAAGAGAAUGGGUUUUUACUUUAUUCUUGUUUUAGAUCUGCAAAGGUGUAGGGAGGAAAUAAGGAGAUUAAGUCUAAAUGAGAUACUAAUAAACAAAUUAAACUGACUUUAUGAACAAAAAUUCUAAUAAGUAUUCAAGUACAGGAAAGAACAUGACAGGUGUGUGUGUUAUAAAAAUGUUACAGAAAAGUAAAUGGAAUUAAAAGAGGUGUGUGUGUAAAAAUAAAAAGUGGAAUGUGUAGCUAAACACAAAUCCCCUGUAAUAUUUCAGAGAGCAGCAAGAGCAUGUAUUUUUGACACAACUGCAGACAGAUAUGGAGGACUACUUGUACUCAACAAGCCGUAGUAGGGGGACUUCAGACAUGGCCAUAAAGAGACAGAGGGGCAGGGAACUGGAGAUGUGAGGUGCUGAGAGGAGUGGAGGAGAGGUGUGUGUGUGUGUCUGAAAAAAAAACGAAAAGUUAAUGUGUAGCCACAAUACAGGUAAAUACACAAUUCAUAUUUAGCCUUGUAAAAGAACAAGAAGAGCAUCUGAAUUCUCCGAUGUGCGAGGUUCAAUUCAGUCAAUUUCAAGUUUUUAAUGUCACAUGCACAGUGAAAUGCCUUUCUCGCAAGCUCUAACCGCAACAAUGCAGUAAUCAAUAACAAUGUAAUACUAGAAAUAACAAGGUAGAACAAAAACACACGAGAUAUAAAAAUAAGAAGAACACGAUAAAGUAAGCAUACUAUAUAAAGGGUCAGUUCCAGUGCCAUAUUUACAAUGUGCAGGGAUACUGGAUCGAUAAAGGUAGAUACUGUAUGUAUAGGGGUAAGGUGACUAGGCAUCAGGAUAUACUGUAUGAUAAACAGAGUAGUAGCAGCGUAUAUGAUGAUUGUUUGUGAGUGGGUAUGUGUAGAGUCAGUAUAAAUGUGCAUAUUAUGUGUGUGUGAGCAAAUUAUGAAAGUAUUCAGACCCCUUGACUUUUUCCAAAUGUUGUUACAUUACAGCCUUAUUCUAAAAUUGAUUAAAUAGUUUUUCCCCCCUCAUCAAUGUACACACAAUACCCCAUAAUGACAAAGCAAAAACAGGUUUUUAGAUUUUUUUGCAUGUUCAUAAAAAUAAAAAAUAAACUGAAAUAUCAGAGAUCAGGUUCAAGUCCGGGCUCUGGCUGGGCAACUCAAGGACAUUCUGAGACUUGUUCCGAAGCCACUCCUGCAUUGUCUUGGCUGUGUGCUUAGGGUCAUUGUCCUGUUGGAAGGCGAACCUUCGCCCCAGUCUGAGGUCCUGAGCGCUCUGGAGCAGGUUUUCAUCAAGGAUCUCUCUGUACUUUGCUCCGUUCAUCUUUCCCUCGAUCCUUACUAGUCUCCCAGUCCCUUUCCUCCAGAUGUGGUGGCUUGGCAUUCAGGCCAAAGAGUUCAAUCUUGGUUUCAUCAGACCAGAACAUUUUGUUUCUCAUGGUCUGAGAGUCCUUUAGGUGCCUUUUGGCAAACUCCAAACGGGCUGUCAUAUGCCUUUUACUGAGGAGUGGCUUCCGUGCUGCAGAGAUGGUUGUCCUUCUGGAAGGUUCUCCCAGAGGAACUUUAGAGCUCUGUCAGAGUGACCAUUGGGUUCUUGGUCACCUCCAUGACCAAGGCCCUUCUUCCCCGAUUGCUCAGUUUGGCUGGGCGGCCAGCUCUAGGAAGAGUCUUGGUGGUUCCAAGCUUCUUCCAUUUAAGAAUGAUGGGGGCCACUGUGUUCCUGGGGACCUUCAAUUAAUGCAUGUUUUGGUACCCUUUCCCAGAUCUGUGCCUCGACACAAUCCUGUAUCGGAGCUCUAUGGACAAUUCCUUUCGACCGAAUGGCUUGGUUUUUGCUCUGACAUGCACUGUCAACUGUGGGACCUUAUAUAGACAGUUAUGUGCCUUUCCAAAUCAUGUCUAAUCAAUUGAACUUACCACAGGUGGACUCCAAUCAAAUUGUUGAAACAUCUCAAGGAUGAUCAAUGGAAACAGGAUGCACCUGAGCUCAAUUGCGAGUCGCAGAGCAAAGGGUCUGAAUACUUAUCUAAAUAAGGUAUCUGUUUUUUAUUUUUAAUAAAUUUGAAAAAAUGUCUAAAACCCUGUUUUCGUUAAUUUACGUUAAUUUGUGGAAUUUCUUUCCUUCUUAAUGCGUUUCAGCCAAUCAGUUGUGUUGUGACAAGGUAGGGGUGGUAUACAGAAGAUAGCCCUAUUUGGUAAAAGACCAAGUCCAUAUUAUGGCAAGAACAGCUCAAAUAAGCAAAGAGUAACGACAGUCCAUCAUUACUUUAAGACACGAAGGUCAGUCAAUUUGGAAAAUGUCAAGAAAUUUUAAAGUUUCUUCAAGUGCAGUCGCAAAAACCAUCAAGCGCUAUGAUGAAACUGGCUCUCAUGAGGAACGCCACAGGAAUGGAAGACCCAGAGUUACCUCUGCUGCAGAAGAUAAGUUCAUUAGAGUUACAUGCACCUCAGAUUGCAGCCCAAAUAAAUGCUUCACAGAGUUCAAGUCACAGACACAUCUCAACAUCAACACAAUUGGUCCAGGGUAUGGGAGGGAAUGGCUGGCAGGGAUGUAGCUCAGUUAGUAGAGCAUGGCGUUUGCAACGCCAGGGUUGUGGGUUUGAUUCCCACGGGGGGCCAGUAUAAAAUAAAUAUUAAUAAUGUAUGCACUAACUGUAAGUCGCUCUGGAUAAGAGCGUCUGCUAAAUGACUAAAAUGUAGGUUGGAGUCAUUAAAAUUCAUUUUUCAACCACUCCACAAAUUUCUUGUUAACAAACUAUAGUUUUGGCAAGUUGGUUAGGACAUCUACUUUGUGCAAGACACAAGUAAUUUUUCCAACAAUUGUUUACAGACAGAUUAUUUCACUUAUAAUUCACUGUAUCACAAUUCCAGUGGGUCAGAAGUUUACAUACACUAAGUUGACUGUGCCUUUAAACAGCUUGGAAAAUUCCAGAAAAUGAUGUCAUGAAUUUAGAAGCUUCUGAUAGGCUAAUUGACAUCAUUUGAGUCAAUUGGAGGUGUACCUGUGGAUGUAUUUCAUGGCCUACCUUCAAACUCAGUGCCUCUUUGCUUGACAUCAUGGGAAAAUCAAAAGAAAUCAGCCAAGACCUCAGAAAAAAAAUGGUAGACCUCCAGAAGUCUGGUUCAUCCUUGGUAGCAAUUUCCAAACGCCUGAAGGUACCACGUUCAUCUGUACAAACAAUAGUAUACAAGUAUAAACACCAUGGGACCACGCAGCCUUCAUACUGCUCAGGAGGGAGACGCGUUCUGUCUCCUAGAGACCAUCCCAACUGUGAAGGACGGGGUGGCAGCAUCAUGCUGUGGGGGUGCUUUGCUGCAGGAGGGACUGGUGCGCUUCACAAAAUAGAUGUCAUCAUGAGGAAGGAAAAUGAUGUGGAUAUAUUGAAGCAACAUCUCAAGACAUCAGUCAGGAAGUUAAAGCUUGGUUGCAAAUGGGUCUUCCAAAUGGACAAUGACCCCAAGAAUACUUCCAAAGUUGUGGCAAAAUGGCUUAAGGCCAACAAAGUCAAGGUAUUGGAGUGGCCAUCACAAAGCCCUGACCUCAAUGCUAUAGAAAAUUUGAGGGCAGAACUGAAAAAGCGUGUGCGAGCAAGGAGGCCUACAAACCUGACUCAUUUACACCAGCUGUGUCAGGAGGAAUGGGCCAAAAUUCACCCAACUUAUUGUGGGAAGCUUGUGGAAGGCUACCCAAAACGUUUGACCCAAGUUAAACAAUUUAAAAGCAAUGCUACCAAAUACUAAUUGAGUGUAUGUGAACUUCUGACCCACUGGGAAUGUGAUUAAAUAAAUAAAAGCUGAAAUAAAUCAUUCUCUCUACUAUUAUUCUGACAUUUCACAUUCUUAAAAUAAAGUGGUGAUUCUAACUGACCUAAGACAGGGAAGUUUUACUAGGAUUAAAUGUCAGGAAUUGUGAAAAACUGAGUUUAAAUGUAUUCGGCUAAGGUGUUUGUAAACUUCCAACUUCAACUGUACAACUAAUGAAAACUAUUAACCUAACCUAACUAACCCAUUUUUUCUGAAAUAAUUUCUGGGGAUGCCAUUUUUUCCCCACCCCAGCCCAAAUCUAAUGACAACCUUAAUUUCGGUACAUUAAAAUGUUUACAUCAACAAUUCAUUACAUUUUGAAAUGAAAAGAAACCAAUAAAAAACAUUUACUCAAUAAAAUGGUAUUUUUCAAAUGAUCUUUCUCAAAAACAUUUGUAUAUUGUCCCAUACAAUAAUCUGUACUCGUAUUUGUUGGUUCCUAAAGAAAAAUAUGUGUUUUUUAAUUUUAUUUUGGCAACCACCCUGCAAGGUCGCGACCCCAACUUUGAAUACCACUGAUUUAGUUGCUUAUUUCAGUUGUUGCUUGUCAAGCCCAAAUCGCAUGGUUGACCCACAACUCCUAAAAAGCCCUCUUGGUCUGAAGCUGCCCUUUAGAACGAACCACAGCAUUAUUGAUUGUCGACAGAAACCCAAUUAUGAGGUGUCAAAGUUUUCAUGGAAACAUCAGUUUAAGAUGUGAAUUAAAACUCCCCAUCAAAGGGCAGAGUUCUGCUCAACUGCCAGACAGUUUGUCAGAGGAUAACUUUGAGCCAUUCCUGUGAACUAAACUUCAACUUACAAUAUGAUCACAUUGUUUGUGUGCAGCAGAGGUGCAUUAACCCCCCCCCCCCCCCCCCCCCGCCCCCUCCGCUCUAGAACAAUGACUGUCGAGGCAGCGAAAUAAAUAAAGUACACCAACAGUUAACCUAUCAAAUCCCUAAUGUCCAAAUACAGAGGGUGUACCAGCACUGACCUUUAAUGACCCCCCCCCCCAGGAUAAAAGCGUGUUAUGAGGUACUGUAAUAGAGGACAAGGUCUUCAAUAAUAUUGAAGGAUUAUAUCACACAUGAUCAAUAAUUUUAUAUCUUUAUUACACAAUCAGAAGCUCCAGGUUCCCAUUAUGGUCACUCCAGUAUGAGCAUCAUUCCCUCUGUUUGGUCCCAAGGUAGUACUCACCGGGGGGGGGGGGGGGGGUCCCUCAGUUUGGUCCUAAGGUAGUACUCACUAGGGGGGGGGGGGGUCCCUCAGUUUGGUCCUAAGGUAGUACUCAGGGGGGGGGUUGUAGUUGGUAGGGCAAUGAUGUCACUCCUAAAGGCAUCGCCCUGUUCUUCAUUACACGUGGCAUCCCUCAAGGCCAUUGUAAGUGUAGGCAAUAGGCCAGACCACAGCCCAGCAGGAUAGCUAAUGGGCACUUAGAAUGAUCAAUAAGUGGCAAUGAAUGUGCUCCCUCCCUUGUUAAUUUGCCUCGCACUGAUAGUCCUACCGAGUGCAGUGGUUUUCAACAUUGAGUCAGUGUUAUCACAUAGAUCCUGUGUGGCUCAGUUGGUAGAGCAUGGCGCUUGUAAUGCCAGUGUUGUGGGUUUGAUUCCCAUGAGGGACCAGUACGAAAAAGUAUCCAUUCACUACUGUAAGUUGUUCUGGAUAAGAGCGUCUACUAAAAUGUAAAUAUAUUUUUUGGGUUGAAAUUAUGAGGAAACAACAUUGAUUCAACCAGUUUUUGCCCAGUGGGAUGCCUUUUGUGGUUGUGUUCAUGCAGGAAAAUGAAUGAAGGUGAAUAAUGUGCUUGUGAAGUGGGAUUUUCAGUGGGUAAUGUGUAUGCCUUGCUAUUCCUAAUAGCCAUGUCCCUUCAUAGCUUCUGUUAUUUUUAACUGUUGUAUAAUAUGAGCACAUGAUGUAUGUCUGACUACAUCGUAUACAGUACUUAUUAAAUAUGCAGAGAUUUGGUUUUGAAAUCCUCUGUUAAAUAUGUCCAUUAAAUAAGUCCAUUUUCUUUCAAGUUAUGCAGUAUUUUCCAUAUAAGAAUGAGGCUAAGCGAGACAUUUGACAUUUUAGUCAUUUAGCAGACGCUCUUCUCCAGAGCAACUUACAAAGGUCAACUCAGUCUGUGAAGCUAUUUUUUUUUUAAAGCUAUUUAGUUAGCUAUUUAGCAGUCUUAUGGCAUGGGGAUAGAAGCUGUUCAGGAGCCUGUUGGUGUCAGACUUGAUGCACCGGUACCGCUUGCUGUGCGGAAGCAGCGUAAACAAUCUAGCUUGGGUGGUUGGAGUUUUUAAAGAUUUUCCGGGCCUUUCUUUCACACUGCCAGUCCUGUAUGGCAGGGAGCUCGGCAUAUUACUGUGAAAAUAUAUAUUGAUGUCACAAAUGUAUCAUUUGUACAGUUCUUUAUUAAAAAUGUUGUUAUUUGUCACAUUUGACUGUGUAACCUAGUAGUACUACUCAUUUGUCUGAGAGUGAUAGCAUUUUCCAAAAAACAUGAUUAUUUGUCUCUGAAAUGAAACCAUCAAGUGAGAGAUUUUAAACAAAUACAUGUCUUUCAUUGAACAACCCCAUGCCAUGAUUAAAUAGUGAAAAAAACACCAAUCUCUUUCAUAAGUUCUUUAAAAAAUAAAAGCUAAUUUACCAACAUUUCUGAAAAUGGAUAUACUGUACAGCAUUUUGGAAUUAAACUCUUCAAACAUAUUCUUCAUUAAAAAGGUACUCAAUCAGCCAUCUGAAAUGACCUAGAGGCACCAAUUCAUCCAAUUUUAGAGAGCUCGGGAGAUUAUCCCACAAGUAAGGUGCAAAAACACUAAAGGCUGAUUUACAUAACUCUGUAGAGACCAAAGGAAUUUCCAGAGUUAGCCAUACCUUGUACGGUAACUUGUACGUCUAAAAGUUAUUAAUGUUAGGUACAGCGGGAGAUUUUGUAAAAGAGCUUUAUAAACAAAAAGAGAGCGAUGCAUCGAUCUACGAGCCAACCUGCUUUCUGACGUAGAACUGUACUGAACCUGUCGACCCGUAAUAAAGCGUAGUGUGCUGUCAUAAACUGCAUCCAAUGGUUUCAGUGUAUUGGCAGCUGCAUUCAUAUUGAUGAUGUCGCGGUAGUCUAGGACCGGUAGGAACGGUGAUAUUCCAUUGAUAGCCUUCACAUAAUAUUACACUGUUUGCGUGAAAUGUGAAUAGGUCUUCAUUCAGACCCGUGUCGCCUUGCUCACUGAGUUCCCCUUCUCUAUUUGGGUACAUGGUUGUGCAGUUAAAGCCUGGAGGUAUGCGUUUGUGCCAGCACUGUAAAUUGCCCUGUUAGUGCUCACCUCAUUUUGUUUCCUGUUUCUCUAAAUGUCUCCACAAGAAACAGUCUAUUUUCGAGGAUUGUAAAAGGUUCCCUUAUUAAUUCUAUACAGCGAAAUCCAUUGCGUUUGUUAUACGCAUUUUGAACAUGACUGUAAAGUGGUGCACUUGUGCUUGGUGUGUGCAAUCAGAAAUGUGUCAUAUUAAUUAAAAAUAGUUUAUUUUGCUGUUAGCUGGCAUCGCUUCAUCAGAGUUUAUACUGCUGGAAGACGCUGUGAUUGUUUGAUACGAUGCUGCCUUGACUUUCUGUCCAGAAAGCCUACCUUUACAACAUGAGUCAGUCUGCAUCCUAGUAGUGUCGAUGGUUUUCAAAAAAAUACAUUUUCUAGUUGUAUUUGUACUGUAGACGGUAUAAAUGCAGGGUACACUUAUUUUACAAUUCUAAGCACAAGCACACUCCUCUAUGGAUCCUCUCAGUUUAGCCUUCCCAUUAAUUAAGGUCACGUACAUCCAAUAUGAACCAAAGAUCACAUCUUUAGAUUACAUUUAGUCCCUAGUGGGGCUCUUGGCCUAGGUGGAAAUUAAUGCAGGCUCAAAACUGAAAUUCAGCCUUGGGAUGGCGCUUUUGUUAGGCCACCAUCAAAUAUCUAUUUCGGUGAACUGCAGAGAGGAACAGUCAUCUAUUAUGAGUUUCAUCUACCUUGCAUUAAGAAUACUGUGCCUCCCUGACUGACAAUUUACUGGACUCUGCCAAACAAACUGACAACUUGACAGAAAAUACAAUCUGAACCUGAAUUAUGUGGUAAAACCACUCUCAUAGGAAACACAACUGGAGUACACUAAAUCCAGACAUAACACCUUCAUGUAUUAACCUUACUCGUCUUCUAUUCAGUAUUCUGAUUGAUAUUAAUCAUUAUACAAUGGAUGGGUCUAAUCCUGAAUUCUGAUUGGUUCAAACCGGAUUCCAGCCGGUGACUAUUCCACAAGUUACCACCGGCUAAAUCUAUGACGUUAAAAUUACUCUGUUACAUCUGACUGCGCAAUCCACUGUCUCAUCAGCCCAGCCAAGCAAUAUUAUAAACUUGAUCGCCACUAUAAAAAGCAUCAAGACAUUAUCUCACAUUUCUUUUAGACUAACAUUUCGUUUUCAACAGUGGAUAUUUGUAUAAACCUGUCUGUCUGUCUCGUCUUCUAUUUAUUAUUUUGAUUGAUAUUAAUCAAUAGAAUAGUCUGUAUUAACACAUUUCCUCAUAACAUAGAGCUAUUAUACAGCCCCAGAUUCAAACCUUCUCUUUUAUAGCCUUGAAGAAGAUCCCUGAUCAUUUAUCAUUCAUGGAGGUCCUGCUCUCCUGUCCCCUGCAGGUGUCUGACGAUGACUCCCCAGAGCCAGGCCUGGGUCUGGGCGCGGAGAUGGAGACUUUCCAGGUGCGGAGGCUCUCCUGCCGGAACCUGCAGCUGCCCCCGUUGGCCUUUAGGCAGGCAGAGCAGCGUGACUGGGCCCCGAGGCCAGAGACGGAGCAGAUCCCUCGGCCCACUAGCCUCGCCCUCAGGAUCCCUCCGCUCAUCGCUAUCACCUCAGCAGACACCAGCAGGUAGGAAAGACAGGAGACUGCAUGUGGAGACAAAGGUCUGGUGGCAGGGUCAUGGGAUGUGGAUUGAUGUGUGUGUGAGAGAGGGAGUACAACACAGGUGGGCGAGCGAGAGAGGGAGAGAGACAGGGAAGGAGUCAGACAAGGAGACUCAGGGAAGCUUAGUGGUCUUUUCUGUAUUGAGUUUUCUGUGUGUUUAUCUGUGCUCCAUAUAUUUCUGGCUAUGUGUGUCAGUAUAUGUGUGAGUAUAAAUGCAUAUGGUCACUAAAGCUAGAGUGAAUGCAAUCUGCUCUCCAAUCUCCAUUCAGACAGCACAAAGACCAUUAAACUCUAGUCUGAAUUACGAUGGUAGUUGCCCCUUGAAAGCCUGUGAAUGAAAUACAGUAGGUGUAAACACAGUCCAGUUCAAAGUAAAUGGCACAGAUCCAUAUAUGGAUCUACCGCUCAGACGUAAGCCUAUGCAACAUUAACCAAUUAAAAACAGUACUGUAGCAAUGAGGUUUGUACAGUGAGCUAUAGGCCCAAUACAUUAUCACCGCAUAUUAGCUUUGCUUGAAUUGCCCUGCCAAUGCAUUGUUGUUCGAGCCAUUUUUUAAAAUUAUAUUUCAAAAUUUGAGGUAGGCUCUAUGAUCACACCAGUAAUAGAUCCGUUGUUGUAUUACUUGUGAGGCACAGCUGAGUGAGCAUACAUCUAAAUCAUUUGCUUUUUAUUUUUAUUUUACUGGGCUGUUCCUGCAUCUGAUGGUCAGUCUCAGCGGAGGGAGAGAACAGCAGACUGAGGGUCCACCUCUCAACAUCCCUCCGCUCUCCCUUUCCUCCACUGACACUGACCAAAUAGGGACACAGUCUUCCAGCUGAUGGCGAAAACUCGAGUCGCACCGCAUUAUUUCUGCCUCAUGCACAAAUUCAUAUUGUUACUCCUAUGAACAGAGAAAGUGAAAUACUCCUCGAUAUUAAAAAAGACCCAAGCCGCUAAUAAUAACAACAACGCAAGCCUAUAGAUACACUUUCCUACUCAUUCAUUACUGCUGCAGUGCUUGUUGUAGUGCUGAGUGGAAAUAGGAAGGACGCGCAUUUUAUCGCUUAUAAAAGUGUUGAAUACAAAGUGUUGACAGUGCUGAGUAAGAACUUAAGACAUGAACUCACUAAAAAAAACAGCAGCUCUUUGCUGUAUUCGUUGACAGUCUCUCUCUAGUCAUGGUUUUAAAAGUUUAGAAAUCUCACAGUGUCAACUUUGCUGUAGCUUUCUUUUAUGCCUGCUACGUUACUGCAGACACGGUCAUCCGUUUGGCCAGCGGUGGGCCUAUAGUGCACUUCAUUUGCUCUCUGGGCCUGCCGGGAAGGCAGAGUUAGUACCUUCAGGCACAUGAAAUGGUUCAAAAUGGCAACAGUUCGGCCUUCCCAGCGCGCAGGGCAUCUGAAUCGGGAUGCACCUACCGUCAACAGCCCGAGACAAAUAAAAAAACUAGGAACACAAGGCUUUAUCGUUCGUUUUUUUUUUACAGAAAUGUUUGGCGAUCGACUAGGAAUGCCUUGGAGAUCGACCAGCUCUAGGAAGUUGAGUGAAGUUCAAUCUUGUGCUUCUCUCUGUGGGCGGAUGUUUCUGUGCACGCACGCAGCUUAGAGGGAACAUAGUUCAUUAUACUGGGAAUAGGCUGCCAUUUGAGACGCAGCCAAAGCCUUUCUGUGCAAUCAGGAUCUCUCAUGCCGAAUUCCCUUCGGGUCAGCGACUCGCCCUUAUUUAGAUUCGGUUGUGUGAUAUCGUUGGUCUAGAAACGGUGUUGCGUAGAUGUGAGCAUAAUCUCAUGUUAUUCAUAUUCAUGAAAAUUCAUGAGAAUACUGAAUGACACUGGUUGGAUUACUACAAGUGCCAUCUCUAGUGUUCUUCAUCGCUCCAAACCCUUUGUAGAUGGGAGAGUGCAAUCCUUUGUAGAUGGGAGAGUGUAAUCCUUUGUAGAUGGGAGAGUGUAAUCCUUUGUAGAUGGGAGAGUGCAAUCCUUUGUAGAUGGGAGAGUGCAAUCCUUUGUGGAUGGGAGAGUGUAAUCCUUUGUAGAUGGGAGAGUGUAAUCCUUUGUAGAUGGGAGAGUGUAAUCCUUUGUAGAUGGGAGAGUGUAAUCCUUUGUAGAUGGGAGAGUGUAAUCCUUUGCCAUAGUUUACAUUCAGGAAUUGAUAGCGUCUGGAGAGAAACUGGAGAUGAGAUGGCAAUAGUGAUCUGUGACUCCCAUUCAUGAGCAAUUACUCCAUGGUUUCUCGUAAAGAAAGAAGAUGGAGAGCUGUGCUUUGUUAGUAUCUCUCUGACAAUGGCAAUUUCUUCUGAAAAGGUCAGCCCCAGAGUUUGUUGUUGGAUGGGAGUUAUGAUGGAUUGUGGAGUGUGUGAGGAUGUCAGUGCACAAAUCAAAUUGUUUUGGUCGCGUACACAUAUUUGCAGAUGUUUUCGCAGGUUCAGUGAAAUGCUUAUGUUUCUAGCUCCAACAGUAAUACCUAGCAUAACAAAAUAACACAUCAAAAAACUAAUCAGAACGAGCAAUGUCAGAGUCUGGAAUAUAAAUACAGUGCCUUCAGAAAGUAUUCAUACCCCUUGAUUUAUUCCACAUUUUGUUGUGUUACAGCCUGAAUUCUAAAUUGAUUAAAACAAAUUUUUUCUCACCCAUCUACAUACAAUACCCCAUAAUGACAAAGUGAAAAUGUGUUUUUAGAAAUUUUAGCAAAUCUAUUGAAAAUAAAAUACAGAAAUAGCUAAUUUACUUAAGUAUUCACACCACUGAGUCAAUACAUUGUAGAAGCACCUUUGGCAGUGAUUACAGCUGUGAGUCUUUCUGGGCAAGUCUAAGAGCUUUCCACACCUGCAUUGUGCAACAUUUGCCAAUUAUUAUUUUCAAAAUUCUGUCAAGUUGGUUGUUGAUCAUCGCUAGACAACCAUUUUCAGGUCAUGCCAUAGAUUUUCAAGUAGAUUUAUGUCAAAACUGUAACUCGUCAACUCAGGAACAUUCACUGUCUUCUUGGUAAGCAACUCCAGUGUAUAUUUGGCCUUGUCUUAAAGGUGUCUGGUGGAAAGCAGACUGAACCAGGUUUUCCUCUAGGACUUUGCCUGUGCUUAGCUCCAUUCCGUUUAUUUUUUAUCCUGAAAAACUCCCCAGUCCUUAACGAUUACAAGAAUACCCAUAACAUGAUGCAGCCACCACUAUGCUUGAAAAUAUGGAGAGUGGUACUCAGUAAUGUGUUGUACUGGAUUUGUCCCUAACACAACACUUUGUAUUCAGGACAAAAAGUGAAUUGGUUUGCCACAUUUUUUUGCAUUAUUAUUUUAGUGCCUUGUUGCAAACAGGAUGCAUGUUUUGGAAUAUUUUUUAUUCUUUACAGGCUUUUUUCUUUUCACUCUGUCAAUUAGGUUAGUAUUGUGGAGUUACUACAAUGUUGUUGAUCCAUCCUCAGUUUUCUCCUAUCACAGCCAUUCAACUCUGUAACAAUAUGGUUAAUAAUGUAUUGAGUCAUUUUGGAGUCACUUUUAUUGUAAAUAAGAAUGUAAUAUGUUUCUAAACACUUCUACAUUCAUGUGGAUGCUACCAUGGUUACGGAUAGUCCUGAAUGAAUCAUGAAUAAUGAUGAGUGAGAAAGUUAGACGCACAAAUAUCAUCCCCCCCCCCAAAAAAAAAUGCUAACCUCCCCUGUUAUUGUAAUGGUGAGAGGUUAGCAUGCGUCUAACUUUCUCACUCAUCAUUAUUCACGAUUCAUUCAGGACUAUCCGUAAUCAUGGUAGCAAUUUAGACCCAAUUCUAAACUUUUGACUACUUUAAUACACAUGCAUAAGUGAAUUUGUCCCAAUACUUUCGGUCCCCUAAAAUGGGUGGGACUAUGUACAAAAAGUGCUGUAAUUUCUAAACGGUUCACCCGAUAUGGAUGAAAACACUCUGAAAUGAAAGCUGACCCUUACAAAAAAAGACUGCAGUUUUGAAAAUGCAGUAACUGCAGUCGACUGUGGUACUUUGGGCGCAGUAAUUGCAGAAUAACUGCAGUUGAACUGCAGUUAUACUGCAAUCUUACUGCAGUAAAAAAAACGGUGUUAUUUUGGACCCGGUAUUUGCUACAUACUGCAGUUAUAAUGCACUCUAAAACAGUAUGUAAACAUUAUUGAAGUGACCAGUGUUCAAUGACUAUGUACAUAGGGCAGCAGUCUCUAAGGGGCAGGGUACUGGGUAGAGGCCGACUUGUGGUGACAAUUUAAAAGUCUGAUGGCCUGGAGAUAGAAGCUGUUUUUCAGUCUCUCCGUCCCAGCUUUGAUGCAUCUGCACUGUCUCCGCCUUCUAGAUGGUGGCGGGGUGAACAGCCCGUGGCUCGGGUGGCUGAGGACAUUGAUGAUCUUCUUGGCCUUCCUGUGACACCGGGUGCUGUAGAUGUCCUGGAGGGGAGGCAGUGUGCCCCCGGUGAUAGGUUGGGCUGACCGCAAACACCAUCUGGAGAGCCCUGCAGUUGCGGACAGUGCAAUUGCCGUACCAGGUGGUGAUACAGCCCGACAGGAUGCUCUCAAUGGUGAAUCUGUAGAGGUUUGUGAGGGUCUUAGGGGCCAAGCUGAAUUUCUUCAGCUUCCUGAGGUUGAAGAAGACGCUGUUGCGCCUUCUUUACCACACUGUCUGUGUGGAUGGACCAUUUCUGGUCAGCACGCCAAGGAACUUGAAGCUUUUCACCCUCUCCACUGUGGCCCCAUCGAUAUGGAUGGGGGGCGUGCUCUCUCUGCUGUCAGCAAACUUGAUGAUUAAGUUGGACACGUGCGUGGCCACGCAGUCAUGGGUAAACAGGGAGUACAGGAGGGGGCUGAGCACGCACCCCCUGUGUUGAGGAUCAGCGUGGCGGAGCUGUUGUUGCCUACCUUCACCACCUGGGGUCGGCCCAUCAGGAAGUCCAGGACCCAGUUCCCCAGGGCGGGGUUCAGACCCAGGGCCCCGAGCUUAGCGAUGAGCUUUGAUGGCACUAUGGUGUUGAAGGCUAAGCUGUAGUCGAUGAACAGCAUUCUUACAUAGGCAUUCCUCUUGUCCAGGUGGGAUAGUGCAGUGCGAUGGCGUCGUCCGUGGAUCUGUUGGGGCGGUAUGCAAAUUGUAGUGGGUCUAGGGUGUCGGGUAAGUUGGAGGUGAUAUGUUCCUUAAUUAGCCUCUCAAAGCACUUCAAGAUGACAGAAGUGAAUGCAAUGGGACAAUAGUCUUUUAGUUCAGUUACCUUCGCUUUCUUGGGUACAGGAACAAUGGUGGACAUCUUGAAGCAAGUGGGGACAACAGACUGGGACAAGGAGAGAUUGAAUAUGUCCGUAUACACUCCAGCCAGCUGGUCUGCAGAUGCUCCGUGGACACGGCUUGGGAUGCCGUCUGGGCCAGCAGCCUUGCGAAGGUUAACGCACUUAAAUGUCUUACUCACGUCGACCACGGAGAACGAGAGCUCAGAGUCUUCGUGAGCUGCGUUGGCCCGUGUCGGCCGCUCAGUGUUUUCCUUGAAGCGGGCGAAGAAGGUGUUUAGCUUGUCCGGGAGCGAGGCGUCGGUGUCCGCGACAUGGCUGGCUUUCCCUUUAGAAUCUGUGAUUGUCUGGAGUCCCUGCCACAUGUGUCUCAUGUCUGAGCCGUUGAAUUGGGACUCCACUUUGUCCCUGUACUGACGUUUUGACUCUUUGAUUGCCUCACGGAGGUCAGAGCUGGUCUGGUUGUACACCUCCAUGUUCCCAGUCACCUUGCCAUGGUUAAAUGCGUUGGUUUGCGCUUUCAGUUUUGCGCAAAUGCUGCCAUCUAUCCACGGUUUUUGGUUUGGAUAAGUUCUAAUCAUCACAGUGGGAACAACAUCCUAUAUGCACUUCCUGAUGAACUCUGUCACCAAGUCAGUGUAUACGUCAAUACUAUUCUCAGGGGCAUUUCCCAGUCCGCGUGAUCAAAACAAUCUUGAAGCAUAGAUUCUGAUUGGUCAGACCAACGUUGAACAGUCCUCACACGUACAUAGGCAACCACACACAGACAGACAACCUGACACAGACAGACAGACACACACACACACACACACACACACACACACACACACACACACACACACAGACAGACAGACAGACAGACACACACACACCGUCUUGGUCUUUUUGUUACUGUGGUUACAUUUGGAGGAAGGAUGGAAAAUCAUCCGCCCCCCUGUUGCUCCCAAUCAAUGUCCCCCUGCUGUCAUUCCAUGAAAAGCCCACCCUUUCCCCUUGCUAUCAUUCCAUGAAAAGCCCACAAUGCCCUCCUCCUGGGCUGUACAGAAAAUCACUAGCUGGUUAAGCAAAAAGAAGUUAGCUGUAGCCAUUUUGAAUGUAGGCAUUGACACAAAUUUCCAUGUGACUGCAGACAGGAUUGCUAUGAUUAAGAUUAUUUUGUCUAUCGUAACAAUAGGACCAUCUCUUUACGGGAAGUGGAAAUGUCUCUAAUGUCACAGGGGGAAAGGUUUAAGCUUAUUCUGUAAGGAUCGAGGCUUCCUGGUAGUAUUCGCCGUGCUUGUCUCUUGGCAAACUGUACUGUACAGUAUGUGCCCAUUGACCUACUUUAUGAAACAGGUCAUUGUUAACCCUAGAGAAAUGAUUAUUAUACAUAUACCGAGUGGACAAAAUGAUGAAAGAUUACUUGAAAGCAUGUCAUGAGUGACAGUUGAAUUGAUAGGAGUGACUAUGUACUGUCCUUUCAAAUUACUUUUGUUUUCCUUUAUUGUUCUAUAUCAGACAACAGUGAUGGCCGGUAUUCAAUCUGUCUUUUCCAUAGCAAUGUUUAUGCAAUAUUGUUGUUUACACAACUACAACCCACGCACACUGAAAUAUGGAAUUACUGUAAGUAGGCGUUUACCUGCUGUGAUAAACCUUUUUCACCAAAAUCGUUUCAUUUGAUUUGAUUGUGUGUCCAUGUGCUAGCUACAGCAAUGCUGGUUUGAUUAAAUUGAGCUUUUCAUGUCAUUGUUGGGGGGUGAUUUCUGUGUAGGUAAACUCCUAGUUAGUCGAAGUACGAAGAAAAAGCAGCUCUAUUUUUCCACUCCCGUCUUUUUGUCACUUUAUAGCCUAUUUGACAGAAAACAGUGACGUUUACGUCAUAAACACAACAAAAUCCAUGUCACAACUCGGAAUUGAGCGGUCAGAUUUACCCUACCAUAGAAUAUUACCAGCAAAUCAAAUCACAUUUUAUUGGUCAUACAUAAUCACUCUUGGGUCAUCGAUAUUUAACUUCCCUGUGAAUUAACCCGUUGGAUCCCUGUGAUCGAGUGCGUAUUCACUCUCGACUUGCAUUUCAUGAGUGGAGGCAGAUUUGUGUGCUGUGCUCCCAUAUGGGUUACCCAACAUAAAUCAUAAAUAUGUGUCUCAGCACUGGCCCCAAGCACACCUCAUAUAUAAUUCAUAUCCAACAGGGGAAGGAGAUGAUGUUAUAGAAUUCCUACAGUAUGACACAUCUGCUCUGCCUCAAUGAUGACGAUAUUUUACCACAGUGACUGGAAACACUGUAGGCUAACUCACUUCUCGGGUGAGAAGUCAUUCAGGGUGGUUGUGUCAGACACACAUACACACACACACACACACCCACACACAUACACCCACACACACACAUACACACAAACACACACACCCACACACAUACACCCACACACAUACACCACACACAUACACACACACACACACACACACACACACACACACACACACACACACACACACACACACACAUACAGACUUUGUAUUACCUCUCAUUUCUAUUGUGCUCAUGGUUGUCUUUCUUCCACAGUAAUAAUCUUCUGGCCCUAUUCAGCAGCACUACCAGCCAUAUCACUUUCCAGAUGCAGUCUAUUUCACCUCACACAUCAUUAGUUGUUUGAUGAGUCACGCUCUUUGUGUACAGUUUGCCUUGCUGGAGAUUUCAAAUGUGUUGCAUAAUUAAAUGUUGAGCUUUUCCUCUGGGAACUUUGUUUCAAUGUGUUGGACAAAAGGGAGGGUAAACAUGCAAGGCUGUCCUAUUUCUUUGAGGAAGAGGGACUCUUUGCAUAAAACAUGAUCCCCUCAAAGCGCAUGUUUCUUUAGUUGGGUUUUAUAGAUUAAGACGUGGUCAGAAAGAGGCAGAUUAG
Messenger RNA from Coregonus sp. 'balchen', 19270 nucleotides. The record is from the annotation of a GenBank genome assembly. Lineage: Eukaryota; Metazoa; Chordata; Actinopteri; Salmoniformes; Salmonidae.